This is a messenger RNA of Ramularia collo-cygni, 483 nucleotides long. RefSeq lists its product as uncharacterized. The transcript has 3 exons. The record is from RefSeq and is a predicted model, not a curated record. Lineage: Eukaryota; Fungi; Ascomycota; Dothideomycetes; Mycosphaerellales; Mycosphaerellaceae. The coding region runs from base 1 to 483 and encodes 160 amino acids.
AUGGGCAUUCUUGACAAGGCCGUCAACCGCGACGGUUCGGGGGGGUUUGCCGGAGGUCUCAUCCGCCUUGUUAUCCGCUUCUUCCAAUUCGUGCUCGCACUUACCGUUGCCGGCCUCUACGGAGUGGAUCUCCAAAGAGCGAACUACGCCGACGGAAAAUGGGUCUUCGCUGAAGUCGUGGCCGGUCUUUCUGCCGUGACCUGUCUCGUUUAUGCCGGGCUCUUCUUCGUUCCCAGCGAGAAGUUCUUCGCUUGGGACUGGGUUCUAUUCAUCCUCUGGGUUGCGCUCUUCGGCCUUUUCGGUAACAUGUACAUUGGCGAGCACCCAACUCCCAAACAAGGCGGCGUUCGGCGGAUGAAGAAUGCGGUUUGGGUCGAUUUGACGAACAUGCUGCUCUGGCUCUUGACGGCCGUGUGGGCUACGGUGUCGUUCUUCCGCGCCAGAGGAUCGCGAACACUUCACACCGGUCGAGCCAAGGUCUAG